GCCGGAAGCGGCCCUGUCAGUUGUUGUCUUCAGGUGUUUGGGCUUGUUGCACUGUAUACUCAGUGGGUUCGCGGCCGCCGGCCGAGUGAGGCUGGGUUCGAGGAGCUGGAGCGGGAAACUGGAGCUUAAAUUCUGGCGGUGAGAUGGACAUUCUGAAAUCAGAGAUCCUUCGGAAGCGGCAGCUGGUGGAGGACAGGAACCUGCUGGUGGAAAAUAAAAAAUAUUUCAAGCGUAGUGAGCUCGCCAAAAAAGAAGAGGAAGCAUAUUUUGAAAGAUGUGGGUACAAGCCUAUAAAUGAGAAGCCAUCUGGAGAGAUACAGCCAAAAGAGGAGGACCAGAAACCAUUAACUUCAUCGAAUCCAGUGUUAGAACUUGAACUGGCAGAGGAAAAAUUACCUAUGACGCUUUCUAGGCAAGAGGUAAUCAGAAGAUUGAGAGAAAGAGGAGAACCAAUCAGACUAUUUGGAGAAACUGAUUAUGAUGCUUUUCAGCGUUUAAGGAAAAUAGAGAUCCUCACACCAGAAGUUAACAAGGGAUUGAGGAAUGAUCUGAAAGCAGCCUUGGACAAGAUUGAUCAGCAGUACCUCAAUGAAAUCGUCGGUGGUCAGGAGCCUGGAGAGGAAGACACACAGAAUGAUCUGAAAGUUCAUGAGGAAAAUACCACAAUUGAAGAGUUAGAGGCGCUGGGAGAGUCCUUAGGGAAAGGCGAUGAUCAUAAAGACAUGGACAUCAUCACCAAAUUCCUCAAGUUUCUUCUUGGCGUUUGGGCUAAAGAAUUGAAUGCCAGAGAAGAUUAUGUGAAACGCAGUGUGCAGGGUAAACUGAACAGUGCGACCCAGAAACAGACCGAGUCCUACCUCAGACCACUUUUCAGAAAGCUACGGAAAAGGAAUCUUCCUGCUGAUAUUAAAGAAUCAAUAACGGAUAUUAUUAAAUUCAUGUUGCAGAGAGAAUAUGUGAAGGCAAAUGAUGCUUAUCUUCAGAUGGCCAUUGGAAAUGCGCCUUGGCCCAUCGGUGUCACUAUGGUUGGUAUCCAUGCUAGAACUGGCAGAGAAAAGAUUUUUUCCAAGCAUGUUGCACAUGUUUUAAAUGACGAAACUCAGCGGAAAUAUAUUCAGGGAUUGAAGCGGUUAAUGACCAUUUGCCAGAAACACUUUCCUACAGACCCAUCCAAAUGUGUGGAGUACAAUGCACUGUGAGAUCUGUGCAUGGUGUGUUAAUAACAGUAAGAAACGUACAGAAGCAGGCUGUGGACUUCUGGAAUUACCAACAGGAAUGAGGAAAGAAGAAAACUGGAGUUUCCAAUCUGAGUUCUCCUUGAUGUAACUCUUGAUUGGUUUUAAGAACUGUGUUGGCCUUCAUUUCAUAACUGACUGCAAGCUGAUUUUUCUUUCUUGCUUUCAUUUAAUUAGUCCAAAAUUAAGUUUUAAAGACUUUUCCUCACAAUUUAAAUCUGUAGACAACAGAAGGGGGUUUAAAAUGACCUUUUUUUCAGUUGACCCAAAAGUUGUGGUUAGAUUAAAAAGAAACAUUUGAAGAUGGACUUAAUUAUUUCAGUAAAAUACUAUAAUUUUCAUAUGUCUUUUGUGUAAUAUUUAUAUAAAAUAUUUUUAUAUAUUUCAAAAACAUGGGACCAUUGAAUGAAACUUUAUAGUCCUUAAAUGUUGCUGAACUUUUGCUGUCUUGCAAUAGAAUUUGAAUGUAAAUAUUAUUACUGGUAUAA
Messenger RNA from Macaca mulatta (Rhesus monkey), 1723 nucleotides. RefSeq names its product pre-mRNA processing factor 18 (gene PRPF18). The record is from RefSeq and is a predicted model, not a curated record. NCBI's taxonomy places the organism in Eukaryota, Metazoa, Chordata, Mammalia, Primates, Cercopithecidae. Gene Ontology annotation, biological process: generation of catalytic spliceosome for second transesterification step; RNA splicing. Gene Ontology annotation, cellular component: U5 snRNP; U2-type post-spliceosomal complex; U4/U6 x U5 tri-snRNP complex.